UUCUAGAUAAGAUUGACAAAUAUUUAUGAUUCAAUGUAAUUUUGUUUGUAAUUAAAGGUGGACAUCGGGGAAACUAUGGCCACUGAAACAUUUUCGGGAUCCAUAAAAGACUUGCCGACGCCAUGUUUCCUUGUAGAUAUUGACAAGGUUAAAAGGAACUGUUCUCGUAUGAUAAAGCGAUACAGAGAUGUAGGGGUGGAACUCCGGCCCCACAUGAAAACUCACAAGACUAUAGAGGGCGGAGAUUUGAUGACUGGUGGAACUCGUAAAAAGAUUGUCGUAUCCACUCUAGCUGAAGCAGAGUUUUAUGCAAGUAAUGGAUUUGAUGACAUCAUUUACGGCAAACCGGUCAUUGAAUCGAACCUUUACAGGUGCAAGAAGCUGCAGGAGAAGAUCGAACAAUUCCAUUUGUUGUUUGAUAAUGAAAAGGCGAUAGAAGCGCUGGAGAGAAAUCCUUUAGAAAACAAGAAGUGGUCGGUGUUCCUUGAGGUGGAUGUGGGCGGACAUAGGACUGGCGUUCCAUGGGAUAGUGAUAAAGUGGUUGAGUUAGCCAGGUUAGCAUCACAGGCCAAAAAUGUUGAAUUCCGAGGAAUCUACACUCACUGUUCCGAAUCCUAUUCCAAGACCUCGGAUACAGCAGUAAGAAGUCAAGCCGAAACCGACACCAAAAGAUUCCUGGACGUAUGUCAGAGAAUUCGACAAGCUGGCGUACCGGUGGAGACAGUUGGACUCGGAGACACGCCUUGCUGCUCUGUAUUUGUCGACUCUAUGGCUAAACUCACUGAAGUACACCCGGGCAACUACAUAUUUUACGAUACUCAGCAGUUUGGUAUAGGGUCGUGUGCGUUUGACGAUAUCGCAGUACGGGUGGCCACUCGUGUCAUCAGCCAUAAGCCUGAAAUCAAUCAAAUUGUCCUAGACAGCGGCUUUGUGGCACUAAGCCACGAUGGCAUGUACUGCAACCUGCCAAAUGGCAUUGCAGUUUUCCAGGAUCAUCCAGAAUUAAUAAUGAAGAAAAUGUCCCAGGAGCAUGGCUGUGUUUCCGUUAAGUCUGGACAAAUCGACUGUAAUGCUUACCCAAUAGAUUCAAUGCUUUUCAUCUAUCCAUAUCAUGCAUGCGCCACAGCUGCCAACCACCCAGUCUAUUACAUUCACUCUGGAGACAAAGUCCUGGGAGUAUGGAAGCCCGUCAAAGGAUGGUGAAGGAUCAACCAACUACAGGCAGCAUGAACAUAUUAAGUUUAAAAGUCAAGUUUGAACAAUAAAAUUACAGUUCUUUUUAA
Messenger RNA from Saccostrea cuccullata (small rock oyster), 1283 nucleotides. Its product is annotated as D-serine dehydratase-like. Lineage: Eukaryota; Metazoa; Mollusca; Bivalvia; Ostreida; Ostreidae. Gene Ontology annotation, molecular function: D-serine ammonia-lyase activity. Gene Ontology annotation, biological process: D-serine catabolic process. The transcript is spliced from 9 exons. The record is from RefSeq and is a predicted model, not a curated record. The coding region runs from base 76 to 1203 and encodes 375 amino acids.